GUGCUCUUCCAGAGACACUUAGAAAGGAGUAGGAUCCUCUCCUGAAGCAACUGGUCCUCCCUUGAGAUGCGGGUUUCGACCGAGGCCACUACGGUAGUUCGAGUAAAUCAAGAACUGUUGUCUUACGUGGGCACCGGUUGAGGGCUUGUUCUAACUUUAAAUUGUAAAAGGAAUGGCUAGUUAUUUUAGUAGCAACCGACUAGGUUAUAACGUUAGCUAUCUAAGUUUGUGUGUUGCUGUAGCUACCAUUAGCUAACUGGUGAGAGGUGAGUUUGUAAUGCUGUGUGUUAUGUCUCGUACCUUGACUAUCAUCCACGUGUGGCUACUGGUUUUUAAUUAGCUCCCGGGCUAACUAGCAGUCAGCUGAUUAACUAGCUAGCUAGUGGCAGAUUAGCCUAGGCAGCCGAUAGUGGCUAAACUAGUACAGUAGCGGAUGCAAGCGAGACGUUAUCUCACUCUUCGCAUGUUUGUUGUCAAUUCUAGCCUCUUCGCUCCAGGAUAACUGUACACACAGCUCCUGGAGCAGAGGCUAUGCCAAUUCUCGUUUUGGGGCACGAUGACGUCAAUUCCAAACAUGGCCAGAGAACUGUCCAUGUCACGUCAAUGAGCUAGCUAGCUAAUGAACAUUUUAUUAGGCUAAAAACAAACAUGUUAUCCUUGCCUAGCUAUACGGCAUCAACUUUGCUCAAGUUGCAUUGUAUGAUUCCACUUGUUGCAUCCCCGACAGUUUCUUGCUUUAGUGUGCAUAAUCAACUAGCUUAGCUAGCAUGCAUUUGCUAACAUUUCAUCCUUCACUGUGUGUGUGGAUUUGAAUGACGUCUGCUGCACGUGGGCAGGUAGCUGGGUAGGAAGAUAGUUACACAAAUUGAGUGACACAUUCCAAACUAGUUUGUAGGAUCAAUGACCAGUCAUUUGUCAUGCAUGUGUAUGGAAUUUAACUUUUGACGGCUGUUUUCUCAUCUUUUGUGGACAUGCAAGCAAAGAGUUCCCUAGUCUCACUACAUCAACUACCAACCAAAUUUUCAUGAAAGAUAGAACAUAAAUCAUGCAAUCACAGUGCUUUGACAUCCAUCAAGUGUUUGCAUCCUGCCAUCUGAUUUCCUGCCAUCCAUCCCCUCAACUUCUUUACAGUGAUUUGCUGUGUUAACUUCAUGCUGCUUGUUUGAUAAAUAUCACCCCUUUACAUCUCAACCUCCUGCAUGACUCCCCCAUAAUCAUCUGGCCCUCAGUCCAACUGCAUGUGUCCUCCCCUUGCCUGAACUGAGUGGGCCUCCACUAAACUGCAUGCGCUCUCCCCUGAACUGAACUGAGUGGGUCUCCACUCGGCGUGCCUGCUUUUCUGUGAGUGCUUCACUGACCAUGGGGAAGGACAGGGGGGAUAAUGCUAUGGUUCUGUCGUCGAAGAGGCCGUGCCACGGGUGGGGGGACCACGGUCGCGACCUGGAAAAGCUGCGUUUGACCCUGGAGGCAGAGAAGUGCCGUAACCACCAGGCUCACCAGAGGUUCUCUCUGGAGCUGCGUCGGCUCCGCGAGGAGGCUGAGAGGGAGCAGCAGCGGGCCCUGAGGGAGCUGACGGCCAGGCACGAGCGACAGAAGGCCCUGGAACUCCAGCGGCUACAAGAGGUGCUGAGGAGGGAGCAGGCUGCUGAGGUGAGACACCUGCUGAGAUACAAAGGACAGGAGUUAAAGGCGGUAGGCACCGGGCUGGAGAGGGAAGCUGCCACCAGGCAGGCCAGGGAACUGCAGCGCCGGCUGGCUGAGGAGGCCAACACAACCAUCACUAAGUCUGGGUGGAAGAGCAGGGUGGAGAACAUAGACAGAGAGCCUGGUUGUGUCUGCAGCGGUGCCAGCUGCCGUAAGCUGGAGCAGCUGCUGGUGAGGCUGCAGGUUACAGAUAGAGAUGGAGAGCAGGCUGUGUUCCUCCAGCGUCUCAGACAGGAGCUGGACCUGGAGAAAGACCUCUGCCACCUGCUUAAAGUUGACGGACAUGGACGACGACUAGGGACCAGGGAGGUGAAAGAGAGGAACCAGAGCUCCUCCAGGGCUCUCAAAACCAGGCACAGGUCUAAGAGCUGUGUCCAUCUCAGCAGCAGCACCACCCAGGACCAGGAAGACCACUCCCAUCGCAGUGGGCCUCCACCACUGGCCCGCUCCAGGUCCCUUUCCCAGAGCUCCAAGAGUCCCUCAUCCCCUCCACCCAAGAAGAGAACCAGGAGAGAGCAUAUGAACGUGGCUUCAGGAAGGAACCUCAGUGCAGCUGCCCGCUGCUCCUCUCCCCUGGCUGGGGACACCUGUCGAAGCACCAGCUCCCCUCAGACCACAUCCUCACCCCAUGCAGGCUGGGACCUCCAGUCUAAGUCGCCUGGGUCAGACAAGUCCUCGCCCUCCAAAUACUCUGACAAAGACAACAUGGAGAAUGGCACUGACUAUGGGUUCUUGGUGCGUCAGAACUCUGAGCUGCUGCAAGCUCUGGAUGAGAUGGAGAAGACCUGCACCAACCUGAGAGAGGAGAACGGCCUGCUGAGGAAGAGCAGUGUCCCAGAGACUGAGGAGAAGGUGAGGCGUCUGAGGAGGAAGAACACAGAGCUGGCUGUCAUCGCUAAGAGACUGGAGGACAGGGCACGCAAACUACAGGAGGCCAACCUCAAAGUGGUGAACGCUCCAGCUCCGGUGCGGCCAGGGGCGGUGGAGCAGUACAAGAGGGCGUUUGCCCGUCAGAGAGCCCGUGACCUGGCACAGCAUGCAGAUACACUGCUCUACAAGGACAAGGAGAUUGCUGCCCUUCAGCAGGAGUGUAGGCAGCUGGAGACCCGUCUGGGCACAGCCAAGGGCUGCCCUAUCCCGUCCAGCGUGGUGGAGUUUGAGAGGCUGCUGAGGGAGUCCCAGAAGGAGGUGCUGAGGCUCCAGAGGCAACUGGCAGUCUCCUCCUCCAGAGUCACCUCCUCUAAAGAAACCUCCUGCAGGGAGCACAACGGUCACGACAGGCCCUGCACACCUGAGGAGAAGAGGAAAGAGAAUGUUGCAGCAGAGACCCCGUGUGUGGCGUUAGAUGAGGCUCCAUCCAGGUGUGAGGAGACUCCCAGAGAGGAGGAGGAGUCAGGGUCGCGAGUGACCCCACCCUCACGAGGCCUCUGCCCCGCCCCCACCCCUAGCCUCUCCCACCAGGAGGAGCACACAGAGGAGCAGCGACUACAGUUGCUGGAACAGGAGCUGAGUAAGAAGAGAAAAGAAUGUGAAAACCUUGAGCAUGAAGUAAGGAAGAGACAGAAGAAAUGUCUAGAUUUGGAGAGCCUGCUUGAGGAUGAGCGGGGCAAAAAUGAACAACUAGAGGAGGAGGCGGAUCUCCUCAGGAGGAAGGCACAGCCGCUCGACCAGGCCCGGGUUGAGAAUGAGGAGCUGAGGGAAGACCUCUCUGAAGUGACCGCUCAACGUGAUUCAGUUCUCGAGGAGAACCAGAGACUCCGUGCCAAACUGGAGAACCUAGAGCAGGUCCUAAAGCAUAUGCGAGAGGUCGCCGAGCGAAGGCAGCAGCUGGAACUAGAACAUGAGCAGGCACUGGCUAUCCUCAAGUUUAAACAGGAUGAGAUCAAACGGCUACAGCGGGCUGAGUUUUUUGCCAAGAGGGAGCAUGAGGGGGUGGUACAGUUGCUGGAGGACUUGAUCCAGCUUGUGUUGCAGAGGGAGCUGUCUAAGGUGCGCGAGUUGGAGGAUAAAUGUCGCAGCCAGAGUGAACAGUUCGGCCUGCUCAGCCAUGAGCUGGAGACCUUCCGACUGCAGGCCGGCAAACUGGACCUGGCCAGCUCCGCACUCCUCACUAACCAUGCCCUCUGCCAUCUGACCAACGGUGUGGGCCUCGCUGGGGAUGUGGCGGCAACUCUCCAGAUGGGGGCCACCCCUCACGCUGCGGGUCUCACGCGCUCCCCCACCACCAAGCACCGUGAGCUGCCCACCAUCAGCCUGACCAAGUCCUCCAGCUCCCCCAAGUCUGUCUCUGACACCACCCACCUCUCUCCAAAGUCGGCCGAGUCCCACCACAGCCCCCAUCACAGCCCACGCAGGACCAGCCCCACGCCACACGAGGUUGACACGGCCAGUGAAGUGGAGGAAUUGGACAUUGAUGUGUCCCCAGCACCGUACACCGCUCUCAGAGGAGCCGCCAAGCUACAGGUCUUCAUCGGCAGAUACAGCUAUAACCCCUAUGAUGGUCCAAAUGAUAACCCAGAGGUGGAGCUGCCACUCACCGCUGGGGAGUACAUCUAUGUUUAUGGCGGUAUGGAUGACGACGGCUUCUAUGAAGGUGAGCUGAUGGACGGGCGGAGAGGGCUGGUCCCCUCCAACUUUGUGGAGCGCGUCUCAGAUGACGACAUGAUGAGCGCCCACGUUCCAGAGGGCACGGACAUAUCCCACAACUCCUUGCUGGACAGCAGCCUGCACAGUGCCAGCCACCAGCACCACCUCCGCCUGGGGAGCCCAGGUACCUCUGAGAGGACCGACCCUACGUUUGCAGCCUCCAACCCAGGUCCCCUAUCUGUCUCUUUCCCCUCAGGGGAGCAAGUCCCGGCCCCCACGGACCCCUCCCCCCGUCCCCUCCUCUCCCCAGCCCCCCUCACCAACGGCCUGGACCUAGACCUGGAGGUGGGGGUGGACACUGUGCCUUACCCGCGCAAGCUCACCCUCAUCAAGCAGCUGGCCAAGAGCAUCAUCAUUGGCUGGGAUGGGCCGCUGGUGCCAGCGGGCUGGGGCAAUGUGUGGAGCUACAAUGUGUACGUGGACCAGGAGCUGAGGCUCAACGUGCCCUUCGGCUCUCAGACUAAAGCUGUCCUAGAGAGACUAGACGUCAAUCUCAAGGCCUAUCGAGUGUCUGUGCAGAGCCUGACUGAGCGCGGCAGCUCAGACCAGCUCCGUUGCUCCAUGCUGGUGGGCAGGGACGUAUGUGUGGCGCCCACCCAGCUCAGAGUCGACCGUGUUACCGCCACCUCGGCCAGCCUGUCAUGGCUGCCCAGCAACAGUAACUAUGUGCACAUUGUGUCCUUGAACGAGGAGGAGAUGGAGCUGGUGAAGGCUGGCAGCUACUCGCUGUGUCUCAGUAACCUUACGCCCAGCCUGCACUACACGGUCAAGGUGGAGGCUCGGCCACACCAAACCCCCUGGGAGCUUCCCCAGGAGAGGCGGGAACACAAGACCGCCACCACUACCUUUACCGUGCUGGCCGCAGGUCCCCCUGAUGCUCCUCUGGAUGUGCAGCUGGAGCAGGGGCCCUCCCCGGGAAUCGCCCUUAUCAGCUGGCUGCCUGUCACCAUCGAUGCUGCUGGGACCUCCAACGGAGUACGCGUUACCGGAUACACCAUCUAUGCUGACAAGAAAAAGGUGUUGGAGGUGUCAUCCCCCACGGCAGGCAGUGCCCUAAUGGGCCCGUCUCAAAUCCAGUCCCUUAUGACGGCCCAUCAGCUCACCGUGCGCACCAUGUCCGGCCACGGGGAGUCCACUGACUCUGUGCCAGUCAACGUGCCCGCCAAGCUAGCCGCCAUCAUGACGGACCAGGCCUCGGCUACCUCCGCCCCUUGCUCCUUGUCACCCCCCGUUCACCAGUCACCACCCUACCAGUCACCCCCUGUCCACCAGUCACCCCCCUUCUUGUCUUCAUCACCACCCGUACAGCCCCAAUCCCCGUCCUAUGGGAACUCAGCUGCCAAAGUCUCCACGCUACCCUACGCCACGGCCUCACCGCCGCUAGACGCACACGCCAUGGUCCCUAACGGGGGGCUGCCCUCUGCCAACUCUCCCCCAGUCCACACCCUCCACACAGAGGCCUCCUCCCCACUCGCUGCCUCGUACGCAGAGGCCUGGGCCAACCCCUUAGCAAAGUCUCCUGUUCCCCCUCGGGAUGCCUUGGCAGUGCAUGAGGCCACCAUGUCACCUCUAGUAGCACCAAACUAUCAGGCCAAGUUGCCAUCAGUACCAUCAGCCUAUGAGGCUAUGAUGUCACCACCAAUACAACCAGCCUAUCAGGCCAUGCUACCACCAGCCUCUCACAUCAACACAACGGUCAAUGCAGCCUUGCCCCCCAGCCAGAGUCCAGUCCCAGGCCUAGUCCCAGCAGCAGCCAUGGAGCAGAGCAGAGCAGUCACAGAAAUCCCUGGAGCUCCCCGUCCUGUCAUGUCCAUCACAGACUUUCUCCCCAUGGAGGACUACUCCCGUGCAAACCUUUCAACCCCUGAGCCCUGCCCCACCCCACCCCAGGACAGACACUCUCUCCAGCCCCCCAAAGCCCCCUCUCCCCUGGAGUCAGAACCAGACUACUCCAUGGAGAGGUCGACCACACGCCUGGUGUCCAUGGAGGAGUUCCUCAGGCAGGAGAAGGACCCAGGCUUCAGCAGGCAGCCACAGGGUUAUGCGGUAGGCCUGGUGGAGCCUCUGUACGGUGCAACAGAGAACAGUAGGGGCUCGGACCUGUCUGAUAUCCUGGAGGAAGAGGAGGAGGAUAUGUACUCAGACCCCCCUGGACCCGCCCUGGCCCGGGGAUACACCACAGGGGCCGACAGGCCAGACCAGUGGGAGGUGCCGGACAGUGACGAGGAGAUUCUGGAGAGUAUCCUGAAGCUUCCUCCACAGGCCCACGCUCAGGCCUACCACUACCAUCACGGUCAUUAUCACCUCAACAAGCACCUGUUCAGCAUCCCAGAGGUCACUGAUGAAGAGGACAACAGCGUGGACGAGGACUAUAAUCACCGUCGCCACCGAAGACAGUCCCAAGCCAGGCCCAGCCGCACACACCUCCACCCCGAUGACCCCCACUACCACAGAACCCGAGACCAGCCUCACCACCACCACCACCACAGCAGCAGAGCUGAAGCCAAAGAGCCUUUACCCAGACACAGUGGUGGUGCUGUUGUCAGGGCUCGGCCCCAGCACAGGGUCCACUACGCAGACACAGUAGACAGCAUCAGCUACCCUGAGGAGGGGGAGCUGGUCCUCGGGCCCAGUAAGGAGAUGUGGGUGCGUCAGGCCCCCCAGAAGGUCCACAGCAGUGGGGGAAGGAACGGAGUGGGGACGGUUGCCCUGGUAGGCGGGCUAGGGGACAGGCUCAGAAGAGAAGCCUUGCUACGGAGUCAGAUGGCGGUCGCUGCGUUAACGUCCCAGGCCACCGGCCACGCACCAUGCUCCUACCUAGUCAGCAAGACCGUACGGACGGUCAAGUCCCCUGUGGGCUCGGUAGCAGAGAUCGACAUUGAGUAUGGGACUGACGAGGAGGAUCCAUUAACCUAUGACCGCGGGGAACGCGGGGAGGUGGUGGUGGAGCAGAUGAGUUCUGAGUGGUGGGUGGAGGGGUCACCGCCUGACCCCCUCACGCUGGCCCUGCGCCGGGGAAAACCUGCCCUCCAGGCCAUUGCAGCUGCUGCAGCAGAAUGGGAGCCUGACAGAGACCCGUCAAUGGAGGCUAGUGCUGGUUGGAGCGGACAGGCUGAGCUCUCUCCUAAGCUGACCAGGGCAGAGGCCAGGCAGGAGCUCAAUGAGAGCAUGGAGCCUGUGCGGCCUAUAGGAGACAACGAGGUGCGUAUCUUUGUAGCGCUGUUCCCCUACGACCCGGUUAACAUGUCCCCGAACCCUGAUGCCGCUGAGGAGGAACUGCCCUUCAGAGAGGGACAGAUCAUCAAGAUCUACGGAGAUAAAGACUCAGACGGGUUCUACCACGGUGAAUUGAAUGGUCGUCACGGUUACGUACCGUGUAACAUGGUGUCUGAGAUUCAGGUGGAGGAUGAGGAGACCAGAGAGACACUCCUGCAGCAGGGCUUCCUGUCUACCCACGCAAACAUGGAGAAGAUAGGCACUCGCUCACAUGCAAAGCUUCCGCGUCGGCCUGUCCCACCGCCGAAACCGAGACGAUCCAAGAAAGUUGAGUCUACUGCAAUGAGGGAGGAUAGCUUAGAAUCCUCCAGUCAAGAUCCCAGCCAGUCUGGUGUUGCCAUGGCGAACCCAGCAGGUCCCGUUCCUCGCAGGAUGAAGGCCAUCUUUGACUACGACCCUCGAGAGAGUUCUCCCAACGCUGACAUUGAGGCGGAGCUGACCUUCAGUGCCGGGGACGUCAUUUAUGUGUUUGGUGACAUGGACGAUGAUGGCUUCUUCUAUGGCGACCUAAACGGACACAAAGGCCUGGUCCCGUCUAACUUCCUGCAGGCUAUGCCAGAGGCUCCUCGGAAAGCCCCACCACCUGACCCUCAGCCUCCGCCUCUAGCAGAGCCCAGGAGAGAAUUACAGGUGAGCCCGAGCACCUCCAUGGAGCAGACAACACCAGAGGAGGUUCCACAUUCACCCCUACAGACAGGGCUGACUGGCCCAGUCCACACAUAUAUCCACCACCUAGACCUGAAUCCAUCCGCAGCAGCAGCCAUGAUAGACCCCUCCAUGGACCCUGGCCCAGGUGCAUACUAUCCCAACCCAGCCCCAAGACAAGCCGCCCCCAGAAUCAGCACCUCUCCACCCGACGUUCCACCAGAAAGACCCUCACAAACAGACCAGACAGAUGCCUCCCCACCAGGCAAGAAAAAGAAAGGCUUCUUCUCCAAAGGGAAGAAGCUUUUCAAAAAGCUUGGAUCCAGCAAGAAGGAUUGAAACUUGGGACAUUUACCCCCCCCCCCCCCCUUAUUGAAAGCACUUUUACAUGUUUGUUAUCAGUCUUCGUUGUCUUAGUCUAUGUUCAUUUAGUUGGAGUGUUCUGUCACUACAGAUACACUAACUUGUCCUUGGCCGAUAUUAUACAGCUAAAUAUACCGCUUCAAUGGGCUUUCUUGAUAAUACCAGCUGUCAAUAGAGAUCAAUAGUAAUGGAUUUUUUUAAGGCACUAACUCCACUAUGGUGUGUAGGACAAAGCCUAUGAGGAGAUUAUUGUUUUUAAAUACGUUUUUGUAGGGUUUUAGGAUAAAUGUUGAAAAUAGGAUCUGUGGUAAACACAGGCUUAGGAGAUCUUAUACGUUUUUUUUUAAUGAGAUCAUCUUCAUCAGCUAAUGUCACUUUUUGUGAACUUUCAAGCAUUUAUGUUAGGAAAAAAAGCACAUUAAGGCUUCAUAAUUCAUAAAGGUUAUGUUAACUGACUGAUAUUAUUUCAUAGAACAGAAAGUAUAAGAUCUCCUAAGCUUGUGUUAACCUCAGACCUUAUUUUCUGCAUUUAUUUAUCCCAAAACCCUGUUCUUUCCCCAUUAAUUUUCCCCAUAGGAAUGGUUGAACAAACCAAAGGUAACUCAUUUCCGUUUUUUUGUAUUUUAAACACCAGUUUGGUCAGUGAGACCCUCUCUGUCUCAUAUAAAAAGUAUUGUUUUUAACGAUAAUUGUACACUUUCACUCAUUAUGAGCUCACUACAGUAUAGCUGAAUGGAAGUUUAACAACUCCGUCCAUUCAUUACGAUUGACAACCAUAAAGUCAGUUAUUUUAGAUCUUUGUGUUGAAGUGGAGUAUGUUUGGUAAAUUGUGUUUUUGGUGUGAGGAAGGAUGGAUUUUAUGGCCUCCUGAAGUGUGUAGACAAAGCGAGACUGACGGUGGCGAGACUGAAACCUAUCUAUGCCUUUCUGUCUAACGUUGGCGCACAGAACUCAUACUUGUGUGUGUGUGUGUGUGUGCGUGUGCGCGCGUGUGCGUGCAUGUCUGGGCGUGUAUGGGGUAAUUUCCUGUCACUGUACUUUCAUAGUAUAGUCCAGGGUCUGUCUUGAGUCUGUCCUUAUUCUUUCGGUGUAGAUGUUUAUUUUCCUCCAUUUUAGGAGUGUUGUAAGGACAAUGAACACUAAAACGUUUGGAAGUGUUCAUUUUAUUCUACCAUGGUUAACAACUCAACUCAUGGACUGUAGCUGCAUUGUUUGAUCCAGCUGCUCCAUCCAGUAUAAUAUGCAGUAAUAGUUUUCUGAAGGUGUCCAAAUGACAGGCAAAGUUAGUAAAUGUAAUAAGUUGGUUUUAUUUGUGUGUUGUGUUGAAUACAGGGCUGGUGUUAAAUGUUAAUCAUUUCUCAGGUUCAACUAGUUUUAGUCACUCAGCUCUGCUCGGUUGAGCCACCUCCUCUCACUAAAAUGUGUCUGUUGAACCGCAGAGGGAGAUUCUUGCCAAAACAUUAGGUGCUUUAUCCGUUACUAUAACGAGGAGAUACCAAGCAUGAAACACCAGGGGUGUGUUCAUUGGGGUGAAAUAGCUCGAAAUAUACAACAUAGUAUGUUCUACCUAAUAACAGCCUAUGUGAGACAUGUCUGUUCUAUAGGCCACAGUUUUAUCUGCAACUUUCUGAACAUUGCUUGCGACCCAUUGGAUUAGCCCCAGCAGAGGGCGGAGUCUAAGCACACCUGACUCCAGACAUUGGAGGAGGCAAAUCUGGUUUCUUUGAUGCUAUGAAUGUUUUGAGUUUUAUUUAUGUAUUAUUUUAAUUGUAUAGUUCUAUCAGUGUUACAAAUUACAGUGCCUUGCGAAAGUAUUCGGCCCCCUUGAACUUUGCGACCUUUUGCCACAUUUCAGGCAUCAAACAUAAAGAUAUAAAACUGUAU
Molecule: messenger RNA, 10518 nt
Organism: Oncorhynchus mykiss (rainbow trout)
Lineage: Eukaryota; Metazoa; Chordata; Actinopteri; Salmoniformes; Salmonidae
Product: peripheral-type benzodiazepine receptor-associated protein 1
Molecular function (GO): protein binding
Source: RefSeq, a predicted model, not a curated record